Elgaria multicarinata webbii is the source of this 1224-nucleotide messenger RNA. Its product is annotated as chymotrypsin B-like. The transcript is spliced from 7 exons. Gene Ontology annotation, molecular function: serine-type endopeptidase activity. The record is from RefSeq and is a predicted model, not a curated record. NCBI's taxonomy places the organism in Eukaryota, Metazoa, Chordata, Lepidosauria, Squamata, Anguidae. Bases 423 to 1220 code for a protein of 265 amino acids. Gene Ontology annotation, biological process: proteolysis.
UAGAAAUGUAAUAAAUAAAUACAUAAAUAAAUAAAUAAUAAGAUCAGGACCUCAGCAGACAGGACAGUGUGGAAAAGGGUUCCCUUGAAGCUGAAUUGUUUCAAAAUCACAGCCCCUUAGCAAUGACCAAGGUGAAAUAGAAAGAAAUGCUACCUGAGCCACCUCCCCUCCGGACUGUCCUCCAAAGAGAGUGUCUGGGAAAACGCUCAGCUGUGAAAGAUCUAAAAAAAAAAAAGCCCAUCUCUUUCCGAAGUGGGUGCCAUCGCCAGCUCUGGCCAAUUAUCGAUCCCAUUAUCAAGGGGCAGGUGUGCUGGUUCCCACAUCGCUGCUGGCCCUGGGCUACUUUUCCUUGGAGCGAUUGGUAUAAAUACUGACGGAGCCACCUCAAUCUCUCUUGUGUCCUGUGCAUAGAAGUCGCUAGCAUGGCUGUCUUGUGGUUUUUGUCCUGCCUUGCGCUUUUCAGUGCUACUCAGGGACAGGAAUGUGGUGUCCCUGCAAUCCCCUCUGUCAUCAGUGGCUACGCCCGCAUCGUCAACGGUGAGGAAGCAGUGCCUGGAUCAUGGCCCUGGCAGGUCUCCUUGCAGGAGAAGAGCGGCUGGCAUUUCUGCGGUGGAUCCCUAGUCAAUGAGAACUGGGUGGUGACCGCUGCCCACUGCGGGAUGACGACCUCCAAGGUCGUUGUGCUUGGCGAACAUGACCGCAACUCCAACGUGGAGAAAAUUCAGAAGUUGGCCGUGGCGAAGGUCUUCACCCACCCAGAUUGGGACCCAGUUGCCAUCAACAAUGACAUCGCCCUCAUCAAGCUGGCGACUCCUGCUGAACUGACUCGCACUGUGUCCCCCGUGUGCAUGACAGAAGUUGUGGAUCUGUUCAAGGCUGGAGACCUUUGUGUCACCACUGGCUGGGGCAAGACACGCUACAACGCUUUAAACACCCCCAGCAAGCUGCAACAAACAGCCCUGCCCCUUCAGUCCAAUGAAGAGUGCAAGCAGCACUGGGGCAGCAACAUCUCUGACCUGAUGAUCUGCGCGGGUGCAGCCGGCUCCUCUUCAUGCAUGGGUGACUCCGGUGGGCCCCUCGUGUGCCAGAAGAACGGUGUUUGGCAGCUGGUGGGCAUCGUGUCUUGGGGCAGCAGUCGCUGCUCGGUCACCACCCCAGCGGUCUAUGCUCGUGUGAGUAAGCUCCGUGCCUGGGCUGAUGAGAUCAUGGCCAAUAACUGAGCUA